Molecule: messenger RNA, 627 nt
Organism: Arachis ipaensis
Lineage: Eukaryota; Viridiplantae; Streptophyta; Magnoliopsida; Fabales; Fabaceae
Source: RefSeq, a predicted model, not a curated record
AUGAAACGUGCACAUUUGACUGUUGUAAAAAAUGAUUGGAAAAAGUUCAUUGACUAUCGCCUGAAUGAAGAAACGCAGAAAAAGUGUAAACAGAACACUUUAAAUCAGAGCAAGCAACUUUACACACAUACUGGGGGCUCCAAAACCUUUGCAAGAAAAAAAGACGAAGUGGAGAGAGAGCAAGGAAGGCCCAUUGGUAGAGGAGAGUUGUUUAUUAUGACUCAUAAGAAAAGAGAUGGCUCGUAUAUCCACCCCGAUGCACGUGUUGUUAGUGAAGCAAUUGCGAAUGUUGAGAGGCAGGAUGGAUCCUCUAAGCACCUUUCACAGAAUGACUCGCUAGCACAAGUUCUCGGAAAGGAGCACCCAGGACGAGUUCGUGCCCUAGGUGCUGGACCAUGUCCCACCCAAGUCUUUGGUAACGCUGCUGGACAACCGUCAGGUUCUGCAAAGUCCAAUGCAGAGGAUAAGAGGAUGAUUGUAGAAUUGACGGCUAAGUUAGAAGAAGAGCGGCGGUUUGUAACCGCCGCAAAUUGGGUAAUAGCAAUUUUCCUUCACAUACUGCGGCGGUUAUUAACCGCCGCCAAACCUAAAUGGCAUUUUGCGGCGGUUAUUCCAGCGGUUGACUAA